This is a messenger RNA of Rotaria sp. Silwood2, 858 nucleotides long. The record is from the annotation of a GenBank genome assembly. NCBI's taxonomy places the organism in Eukaryota, Metazoa, Rotifera, Eurotatoria, Philodinida, Philodinidae.
AUGAUUGAUUUUAAUUUACAUUAUGACAAUUCUACUGAUCAAAUGACAACACCAUCUCUAGUCAAAAUGUCUUCCACAUUAAUCAAUUCAUCUGAUAUGCCAUUAACUUCAUCUUCUAAUCCUUCUACUUCAAAUUCAAUAAUAGAAUUAUCACAAAAUGAUCCAAUGUCUAUUAUAUCUGAUAUGGAAUUACCAUCGUCACAUAUAUAUCGAUUAAAUUAUUUUUCUUUAAAUAAACAUCUCAAAACUUUAACAUCAUUUAAUAAAAGACCUGUAUUUUAUUGUCAUGCUUUAUGUCGUCGAGAUGAAAUUGAACAACAUUGGCAUAUACAUUUUCGAAUUGAUUGUAUUCUUAAUUCAGGACUUAUACAACAAUGUCCAAAAUCUCAAUAUGGUUGUAAAUUUCAAUAUGAACGUCUUGAACCAUGUCAAAUGAAUGGUCAAUCAAUUCAAAUACGUUUUGAUCAAAAUAAUGAUGCUAUUGCUUUUGAUUGGUAUCCAACAAUAAAUGAAGAUUAUAAUGAUAAAUUAGAUUUACUUAAUUUACCAUCAGAAAUACUUACGAAUAUUCUUCUAAAAUUGGAUAGUUUAUCAUUAAGAAAUAUUUCACUUGUUUGUCAUCGUUUACGUGCCUUAUGUCAAAAUUUAUUACCUACGCGAGGAAUUGUAGUUACUGAACAUGAACGUAAUGUACUUUUACAUGGAGAUGUUACUUGGAUUGAACGACAAAAACAUUGGUUAUUUACAAAUACUUCAUCUGCAGUUCCAAAAUGGCGAUUAAAAACUCCAAAUAAAUUAACAUCAUUAAAUCAACAUUUAAUAACAUGUNUUAGCUUAUCAGUGAGAGUGAUAAUUUAA